GGUCCAUAUAGAAGAAAAGGACCCACGUCCCUGACGCACGGCGACGGUGUGGAACCGUGCAAACCGAGGGGUAAUCGAUCGUGGGAAAGUUGAAGCGUCGAGAGCACUUUUCCCUUCAGUGAGUUUGCCGCGCGCGCUGUUCCUCACUCCCCGCCCCUCAUCCACGAGACCACGACGAACUUGUGCUAUCGCCGCCGCCCUACGCAGGUUCCGAGGCCUUGACUGGUCUCUUGUUUGGCCGCGAGCAUCACCAGUAAAAUAGUCAAUGUAUGCAAAGUUGGAACCAUAUAUAUUUCUGUAGAGUAAAUGAUAUAGUACUAGAUGAAUAGUAUGGAUAAGGAUGGGAUAUUGUCUGAUGAAAACUUGGCAAAGAUGGAAUCUGCUCAACCAAACGGACAGCGGGUAGAUAUAAUAAUCAUUGACUCUCAAAGUGAUGAAAAUAAAAUUGGUGUGGAAACUAGCAUAAGAGAGAGUUCCUUGAAGGAGCAUAAGGAGCCUCCACGCACAACAGUGGACAACAAUGUGAAUGAAGAAACAUCCACUACUGAUGAUGAUUCAGAGGCCAAUUCAUACGAGUUCUUUGUUCGAGAAUCAGAUAAUGAACAAGCUUCAGCAUCUGAGGAAGGCACUGAGGUACCUCUGACUGAGGAAGAAGUUGAAGAAUUGGUUGUUGAAUUCCUUGAAGUCGAGAGCAAAGCAGCUCAAGCACAAGAGUCACUUGAAAAAGAGUCACUGGACAAAAUUGAAACUGAAGUAAGAUUGGAGUUAUCUGAGAGGCUUCAAGGGGAUGAGUUAGAAUCAGCUGUGUCAACUGAGAUGGAGCAAUUCCAGAUGCAAUGGGAAAAUGAACUUGAUGAUCUAGAGAUCCGUAGUUCUAUUCUUCUGGAACAACUUGAUGCUGCUGGAAUUGAACUUCCCAGACUCUAUAAGACAAUUGAAAGUCAAGUUCCAAAUGUUUGUCAAACUGAAGCAUGGAAGAGCAGGACACAUUGGGCUGGUUCUCAAGUGCCUGAAGAAGCUACCCAAUCCAUUAAAAAGGCCGAUGAAUACCUCCAGUCUUGCAGACCUGUACGGAGAAAACAUGGGAGGUUGCUGGAGGAAGGUGCUAGUGGUUUUCUUGCUGGGAAAGUUCCUGUUGGGGAUGAUGAUUCUGUUAAGUGUCAUGAGAAAAGUUGGAGCUCUUUCAAUGAACUUAUUAAAUCUAAGGAGAGUGCUGAGAAUACAUUUGGUAGCAGUAACUGGGCAUCAGUUUAUCUUGCAAGUACCCCCCAGGAAGCAGCCGCAUUAGGUCUCCAGUUUCCUGGAGUUGAUGAGGUAAGGGAAGAGGAUGACGCAAAAAUAAUGAAGUGCCUGCAGCGCCGUUUGAAAGGAAAAAGGAUGAGAGACUGGUGUAAGGAGAACUUUGGUUUGGUCUCAUCAUGUGACGAGAAGCCUCCUCUACCAGAAAAUGGCGUUUUAGGUGCUAAAAGUGACUGUCCUUCAUCUAAAAAACUCAAAACUGAUGAAAACAAAGUUUCUAUUGAGAUAUUGAAGCAUACAUGUGAAGAUGAUGAUAAUGAGAAGAGAUUGAAAACUGUGAUAGUUGAAAGCGAUGAUGAUAUGCAGAUAGAUAGCAAACAAGCUUUACAAAAGGAUGGUGAAGGUAGUUCAACAGAAUUUGAAAAAGUGGUUGAUAUCAUUGAUCUUGAUCUCUUCCCAAGCCCUAAGCUCCCUAAUAAAAGUUUGCAUAAAACUUUCAAAUGUACUAUUUGCUCUGAAAUGCUGAAUGCCUCUGAUGUGCAUCGCCACCCUGUCUUGGAUGUUGUUGUUUGUGGAUCAUGCAGAUUUCUUGUGAUAGAGAAGAAUCGCCUUGAGGAUCCUGUAUCUGGUAGUUAUUGCACUUGGUGUGCACAAAGUGAACUGAUUCAAAGUUGUAGUUCUUGUAAGCUUCUUUUCUGUACAAAUUGCUUGUCAAGGAAUUUAGGUGAAGAAUGCUUAUCAGAAGCUAAAGCCACUGGUUGGCAGUGUUGCUGCUGUGUACCCAGUCAACUAGAGCUCUUAAUUUCUGAAUGUGACAAGGCCCUCAGUGGUGUGGAAUCUUCCGAUUCAGAGACUAGCAAUGCAGAGCUUUCUGGAUCAGAGAAUAAUGGUCCUGUUAGCAAGCAAAAAAUGAAGAAGAGUAUUAGAAGAAUUAUGGAUGAUACAGAACUUGGUGAAGAAACAAAGCGUAAAAUUGCAAUGGAGAAGGCAAGGCAAGACCAUUUGAAGUCAAUGCAAGAGCAAUCUGCCACCAAGUUAAGGAGCAAGAAUGUUGGAAAUCCCUUUGAAACUCCACUGGAAAUCUGUUUACAGGAUGCUGGGGAUGGACAUGUAGUCAACCUUGCCAGGGAGGAGGAUGAGGAACCUGUUAGGAUUCCAAGCAGCAUGUCUUCUAAACUGAAGCCUCAUCAGGUUGAAGGAAUAAGGUUUAUGUGGGAAAAUGUUAUUCAAUCUGUUAAAAAGGUCAAAUCCAGGGAUAAAGGUCUUGGGUGCAUUUUGGCGCAUAACAUGGGCCUUGGGAAAACUUUUCAGGUUAUUACAUUCCUCUACACUGUUAUGAGAUGUGCUCAAUUGGGAUUGCGCACAGCACUUGUUGUCACCCCUGUCAAUGUUCUUCAUAACUGGAGGAAAGAGUUUAGCAAGUGGCGUCCAGCAGAGCUGAAGCCUCUUCGCGUUUUUAUGUUGGAAGAUGUUGCAAGGGUGAAAAGGCCAGAUUUACUAACUAAAUGGCGAGUGAAGGGUGGAGUGCUUCUCAUUGGUUAUUCAUCAUUUAGAAAUUUAUCCCUUGGAAAGCAUGUGAAGGACAAAAAUUCUGCAAACGAAAUUACUUAUGCUUUGCAGUGUGGGCCAGAUAUUCUUGUAUGUGAUGAAGCGCAUAUGAUAAAAAAUAGAAGGGCUGACAUUACACAGGCUCUGAAACAAGUAAGAACACAAAGAAGAAUUGCGUUAACUGGAUCUCCAUUGCAGAAUAAUCUGAUGGAAUAUUAUUGUAUGGUUGAUUUUGUCAGGGAAGGUUUUCUUGGGAGUACUCAUGAAUUCCGAAACAGGUUCCAGAACCCCAUUGAAAAUGGGCAACACACGAAUUCAACAUCAGAUGAUGUGAAGAUCAUGAACCAACGAUCACACAUCUUGUUUGAACAACUGAAAGGUUUUGUCCAGCGAAAGAGCAUGAACGUUGUGAAGAAUGAUCUACCACCAAAGAAGGUUUUUGUUAUUACUGUAAAGCUCUCACAGCUGCAGAGGAAGCUAUACAAAAGGUUCUUGGAUGUUCAUGGUUUCUCAAGUAGUGGUUAUUCAGAAAAAUCUCACAGGUCCUUCUUUGCCAAGUACCAGACAUUAUCCCAGGUAUGGAAUCAUCCGGGGCUCCUCCAGAUGGCUAAAGAACAAAGAGGAAAUUUGCGUCGUGAAGACGCGGUUGAGAAUUUUAUGAUGGAUGAGAGUUCAAGCGAUGAUAAUGUUGAAAAUUACUUGCCUAAUGGAGAGAAGCAAAAGGAUAAAGCUGAUCAGCAGUCCAAGAAAAGCAACAUCAUUAUGAAUGAGGAAAGUAACUGGUGGGAGGAACUUUUAGAUGAGAAUACUUAUAUGAAAGCAGAUUACAGUGGCAAAAUGACCUUGCUCCUUGAUAUCCUGUCAAAAAGUUCUGAAUUAGGCGACAAAGUAUUAGUGUUUAGCCAGAGUUUGACCACUCUGGAUUUAGUAGAGUUUUAUCUGGCAAAAUUGCAAAUCAAUGGAAAAGAAGGCAAACAUUGGAAGCGGGGGAAGGAUUGGUACAGGCUUGAUGGGAGCACUCCAUCUUCUGAUCGUCAGAAUCUUGUGGAGAUGUUUAAUGACCUUGAAAACACAAGAGUGAAAUGCACAUUGAUAUCAACUCGUGCUGGAUCCCUGGGUAUCAACCUUCAUGCUGCAAAUCGCGUGGUUCUUCUUGAUGGAUCAUGGAAUCCAACACAUGAUCUGCAAGCCAUUUAUCGAGUUUGGAGGUAUGGCCAGACCAAACCUGUAUAUGCCUACCGCCUAAUGGCACAUCAAACAAUGGAAGAGAAAAUAUAUAAGCGCCAGGUGACAAAGGAAGGCCUUGCAGCAAGGGUGGUGGAUAGACAGCAAGUUUCAAGAACCAUCUCCAAAGAAGAGAUGCUGCAUCUUUUUGAAUUUGGUGAAGAGGAAUUAAUGGAACAGAACGAGAAUGGUUCUACUAUGAUUGAGAAGCCAUCCACUUCUAACACUAUUAAAACCUCUGUGCCUGUUCCUGUCGACAGUCUCAUGCUGAGCCUGCUCAGUGAGCAAACUCGGUGGAUUUCAGGUUACCAUGAACAUGAAGCUCUCCUCCAAGAAAAUGAAGAAGAAAAGCUUACAAAGGAGGAGCAGGACCUGGCUUUGUCCGAAUGGGAGUCAUUGAGGAAAGCUGCAUCUGAUCCUGAGAGAAAAUCAAGCAUGAGCGCAGUUCCAACAUAUCCCAAUCCUGUGCGGCCACUUAAGCCUGCUUCAAGAAGCCGGCAACUGCAGCAACCUAAGGCUAACUCAAAUAACCAAAAGAAGUGCACCAACUUAACCCACUUGCUGACUCUGAGAAGCCAUGGCACAAAAGCAGGGUGCACGACAACCUGUAACGAGUGCGGCCAGGAAAUUAGUUGGGAGACUCUAAACAGAGAUGGUAGAUCGAGAUGAUGCCUGUCUCUGUGGCAUUGCCAGAUUUUUUUGGGGUCUUUAUGUAAUGUUAACGUCCAGGUAGCAGUAUAUAUAUUGCGUAUACGAGAGUAUUAGAGUAGGUAGAAUGUAGAAUGGACAAAAAAUGGCUCUUGUGGUACACAUGGUAGAACGCAUGGGAUGCAAAAAAUGAACGAUCACAUUGUUAUGGAAUGUAGUCGUAACAAGAUGUUUGUUAUGCACUUAUUGUCAUUUUCUUUUCCUUA
Messenger RNA from Zea mays, 4925 nucleotides. RefSeq lists its product as uncharacterized. Gene Ontology annotation, cellular component: nucleus. The record is from RefSeq and is a predicted model, not a curated record. Lineage: Eukaryota; Viridiplantae; Streptophyta; Magnoliopsida; Poales; Poaceae. Gene Ontology annotation, molecular function: ATP binding; ATP hydrolysis activity. The coding region runs from base 322 to 4680 and encodes 1452 amino acids. The transcript has 25 exons.